UCCGGCCAAUCGCACAGCGCCGCCGUCCGCCCCCGCCUGAGCGCGGCGCCUGGCAACGGCACGUGACAUCGCCGCCCCGCCCCCGUCGCGCACGCCACAUUGCGUAUUAUGGGAUGCGCGGAAUGAAGCGACCCGAGCCGCCGACGACGACGCGACACGGACCGCGCGCGGGUGCUCAUGGAGCUGUCGGCGGUCGGCGAGAGCGUCUUCGCCGCCGAGUCCAUCAUCAAGCGGCGGAUCCGACGGGGUCGUUGGGAAUAUCUGGUGAAGUGGAAGGGCUGGUCUCACAAGUACAGCACGUGGGAACCCGAGGAGAACAUUUUGGACGAGCGCCUCCUGGCCGCCUUCGAGGAGAGGGAACGUGAACGAGAGCUUUUAGGGCCAAAAAAGCGAGGACCCAAGCCCGAGACGUUUCUCUUGAAGGCAAAAGCCAAAGACAGAACUUUCGGAUUCCGCCGAGAUUUGGCCCGGUCCGUCCAGGUCUCCUAUCCGGUCCCGGAGCCCGUCCCGACUCCGAGGGCCCGGGAGGGUUUGCGCGCUGUGGUCCCGACCAUCUUCCCCCCGAGCGGCAUCAACAGAGGGGAGAGCGUCGCCGCCCGAGCGCUAGAACCGGAAAGGUCGCCCGGACCGGCGGCGGGUUUUCACCAGGAACCGGGUCCCAAGAGGAGAGGACGCAAGCCCAAACUGUGUCCGCAUUACGAGGAAAGCGCGGACCUGGCCUCCAAAACGUCCAGACGCUUCCAGACGCGACCUCACGACGGGGGGCCUUCGGACGUCGGCCUGGUCCAGCUCACCAGAAGGUUCCAGGAGGAGACCACCAUCACGCCCAGGCCCGACGUCCGUCCUGACCGAGGAGGCGGGACUUGUUACCCCCCAGCUCCAGAGCGCCCCGACCAACGCGGGAACCUCCCGAUAACCUCGGAGGAAGAACUCGGGGAGGCGUGCCCCCCCGCGGGGCUCGGCCCCUCGUGGACCCCCCGCUUCGCCAAUGUGGACACGGUGACCGUCACGGACGUCACCAUGAACCUGAUCACCGUCACGGUCAGAGAGAACUACACCGAUAAAGGCUUUUUUCGGGAGAAAAGGUGAAAGGGACACCAACGCGUAGGCAGGUGUGUCACUAAAGCUCCCCAAAGAUUUCCGAUGAGAGGCCGGACUUCCAUCGCUUAGUUUGUUUUUGCUUUGAAGUACAUUUUUUGAAAAAGUACAGAUCCAGCAAAAAGAAUUACACGUCAUGUUUGGAACAAACGCCUAACUUUAGCUCACUGCUAACAAAACAGUGGCAAAUGCCAUAGAUGAGCUCAUGAAGCUAGCAUCAAUAUUGCGAUGAUUCUAAAUCUUUUAAGAUCUGAUAUUUGAAUAUAAACAAUGCAUUAAGACGUGUGGAGAGUCACAACGAAACGGAUAUAUUCUUAAUUACAAAUGAUAAAAUGUAUUCCUUAUUACAAAACCCUUUUGAGCGGAGGCUUGAACGGAUUAAUGGCAUUUCCACUCAUCUCGGUGAGGAAAGACGAUUUGCGUUAUGGAAUGACAUUAACUAAGUAUCGAGUGUAUUUCAGACAGGUCGAGUGGCACAAAGAACCCCUGCGACCUUUUUGUCAGGACAUCUCGUCGUCACCCUGGCAACGCGCCUCUCGCGACCCUGAGCAUCGGACACCUCCUGGCGCAUUGUCCCUGUCUUGGAACCCCUGUGAUAUAUAUAUAUAUAUUUUUUUAUGUUCCUUUUUAUUAGAUUUUUUUUUUUUUUCCAAGGGUUUUUUUAUUUUAAAGAUGGCCCCCUUGACGGAACCGAAAACAAUCGUUCCGGGAGUGCUUGAGGUCCGGAAAAGCGCGUUGGCGAUUUGGGUGAGAUUUCUUCCGAGGGGAAAACCUCAAGUUUGGAUUUGAAUUUUUUGGCUUUGUUUUAUGAUGAGACCGGUCCUGGAACCUUUCUGACACGCCCGUUGGUCACGUGAGUCACUUUAUUAGCGGCGUCUUCCUGUUCCUAAAAGUUCCCAACGUGGAGCAGAACCAGGAAGUCAAACUCUCUAAGAAGCGCCGAGUGACUCAAGCCAAAGCAAACUCGCCACUUACGACACGGAGAGACUGCAGAUACCGCCAGGUGGCGCCAAAACUAUAUUUUUAUAUUAGACAUGGCUUUGGCCUGACCACACAAAACUUCCUUCCUUCCUUCCUUCCUUCCUUUGCUGAAAUUCCUUUUUCUUUCCUCUCAAUCAACUUACUUUGUUCUCGGCUCAAAUUAUUUGCCACUAUCAUUUUUCACAGUAUGUGAAACUCAAUUUAAAAAUGGCAUCCCCCCCCCCCCCCCCAAUUGUGCUGGUGUACCUAAUGUUGUGUCCGGAUAACAAAGCUACUACUAACGACGACGCUACUGUCUUCUUGCUAAUAUAUAUUUUUAUAACCAGAGCUGUAAACCAUCAGUAUUUAAUUUUUCAAAAGCCAAUUCUUGUAUAUAGAGUAAGAUGAUGCUUAUGGCCAAUUUUCAGAAGUAUUGUUGCCGUUUUGACAUGGAAUGGGUCACUUUUAUUUUGUGCACUUGAGUUGGUUUAGUCCAGUAAUUGUGGCAAUAAUCUCUGCUGCGCUCCAGAAAUAAUCAUGCCAACUUUUUAUGCUGCUCACGAUGAAUUCUUUUGCUAUUUAUUGCCACGUGUGCCCACCUGCAAUUUUCACGUUGAAAAUAUAAACCACGAGGUUUUGUUUAGCAUCCGUUAGGAAUAAAACGAUGACGUGCACAUGAUCAAAGUGGUUUUUGCGGACGACUUCAUAAAUGGACAUUUUCUCACGGUAUUAUAGUAAAAUUGUGCCAAACAUAUAUGUGCGUUCGCUGUGGCGACCCCGAAAGGGACAAGCCGAAAAGAAACUUACUAUUAUAGGGGGAAAACAAUCGUCAACCUCUUUUCCAAUUUUAGCAGUGGAAAAUGAUAAUUUGAUAUGUGGUCAUCCGAUGCAAAAUGCCAUUUGUGGAAAUUCUAACUUUAUUUUGACACACUGCUCUGUCAAUUACAUCCAUUCCGGCAUUUAUUUUUGCCCCCAGGGGACCACAAAUCCGAGCCUCAAUUUGUACUUUGUUUUUUUGUUAUAAUUUCUUGGAGACCAAAACAAUCUUCAGAGUUGUACGGAAAUUCAACACUUGUAGAAUCAAACAUUUCCUCCGGUAAAAGAUUGGAUUGUUUGAAAGUUGCUUAAAAUGAAUCAUGUGUUAAAAUACGUGAAUUUUCCACAUUGCGCACGACCGAUGCCGAUUGCGGGUUGCGUCGUAACCGCCAUUUUGUGCCUUUCCAGGUGAUCGGAAAGCUGGCGUUUCGUCGCCCGGCCGCUAGGCGGCGCCGCAAACAAACUGAACACGUUCAGUGAACGACGUUUCAGUUUUUAGUAAGCAGAUCAAAGGAUGCAAACAUCAUUCGACGCGUCAAGAUUGUCGUCAACAUCUGAAAACAGACUUGGUCGAAUGUGGCGGGCGCACGUUUGACCUUUUGGCUUUCUCGCUCGACAGCGCCAACAAAAAGAAAGGAAAAAAAAAAUCACAUCAUAAGUAGAAGGAAAAUGAAAAGGUCAACUUUAGGGGCGCGUAUUACACGCGAGAAAAUUCCAAGACCAGAAAGUAAUAUGAAGGCUCUUCUGUUGUCACUUCGGCUGCCGCGUGCACAUCGAUA
This is a messenger RNA of Syngnathoides biaculeatus (alligator pipefish), 3653 nucleotides long. It is a transcript of the gene cbx8a, whose product is annotated as chromobox homolog 8a (Pc class homolog, Drosophila). The record is from RefSeq and is a predicted model, not a curated record. NCBI's taxonomy places the organism in Eukaryota, Metazoa, Chordata, Actinopteri, Syngnathiformes, Syngnathidae. The transcript has 5 exons. Bases 178 to 1089 code for a protein of 303 amino acids.